CGUUCGUUUCCAUAGCAGCAGAUAAACAAAGCAGGCUCCAUUCCUAUGGAUGGAAGCAGCAUUAUCUCUGGCUAAACACAUCAAGGGUCUUUCAGUAAUAUGUCACUUGUCUAAUUUUCGACGGAUAGGAGAUCCUGCGUUUAUUUGGUUGUUUAUUUUCACUUUUGCGAAUGAGUGGAUGAAGCAAAUGGAUAACCACAGACGAAACGUCCAAACAAGCACAACCAUUGGACAUGUGUAUUUGCAGCCUUCUCCGUUUUAUUUAAAAACAUGCAAGAUAUCUUUGACCAUCUUCUUGUCACUGUCCCAGAAUGCCCCUCUUCCUCCAGUCCUCCAGCGUCAGAACAGAGUGCCGGCCUCUGCUCACUUCUCUCUCACCUCACACUCUAAGCAUGACAGAAAGCCACUAAAUGGACCUCUGUAUAAUGAAAUCCACUCUAAAGCUCCUCCACACUGGACCACACACUUCCUCAAUGAGCUGGCCCAGAGGCUCAGAGACCAUCCAACAGUGCGAGUGGUCUCUAACCCCAUCAGUGAAAUGCAGGACCAGUACAGAGGUCAAUUAGCAGCAUGUGAACCUCUUGGUGAACACUAUAGCAAGAUACAGGCACUGUACAGACAGCUGGAAACGACUCAGGCAAUCAUGCAAGAACCAGUCCUCAGCACAACCAAGACCGACUUCAAGCGCUUUCACAGGUCAGAUUUGUCUUCUCGCUCUGACCUGGAUGCUGCUACCUUUAAUGGAAAACUUACCAAGAGCGGGGCUCACAGCCGACUUCCUGCUCACAAAGCUCCAUCCACUUUAUCAUGUCAACCCCGGCUGCCUCGCCCACCUCUGCCUUUGCCCCACAGGGGCAAAAGCAGUCUGUAUAUGGACAGUUUUAUGGUACCUGUGCCUCCCCCAACAUCACAAGCUGCUGAUAUUGCACAAAGCGGGGUGAAAUGGGAAGAAAAUGGUGGUAGAGGUCUGUUACUGGAUGUUUUAGGUGUUCCUAAAAUGUAUAGUACUGAAAAUCAGACUUAUGGAACAAAUAAGAUGUCUCUGCUGUAAGAAAAGAGUUUGAUUUUCAGUUCGGCUGUAAUUGAUCUGAACUUCUAAAAUGGAUUCAUCAAUAUUUCUGUUCUUUUGUCAUUCAGAGGAUCUGUAAUAAAUGGAGAAUGAAACAUGUUAGAAGUGAUUGGUGGAA
Messenger RNA from Megalobrama amblycephala (Wuchang bream), 1187 nucleotides. RefSeq lists its product as uncharacterized. The record is from RefSeq and is a predicted model, not a curated record. The coding region runs from base 50 to 1051 and encodes 333 amino acids. The transcript has 5 exons. Lineage: Eukaryota; Metazoa; Chordata; Actinopteri; Cypriniformes; Xenocyprididae.